AUGACAGAGCAAGCCGUGGCAGUUGCUACCCCGGACAGCCUCCCACCCACACCUCAAACCGAUAAACUCAUGACGCCGGUCCCGUCCGUCACACCUAGUACGGCCAGUCGCUUUCUACAGCUGCCUCCAGAACUUCGCGUUUUGAUAUACCCAUUCCUUUCACCCUACUCCUCAACCGAUCGAGAGCACUUCGGCAAAGCUCAACACCUCAACCUCAUACAAACAUGUCGACAAAUCCGCGAGGAAGCACCUCUAGAGAUCGAGAAAGCUGCUGAAAACUUCUACCGCAAUUACGAGAAGACCUGGGAUGAGAGCCACGGAGAGCAGAUUCGCAUCAAAAAGUAUGGCUCUUGGGAUAGUAUGAGCGUGCACAUCGGCGAUACCUUCAAUGGUCGCGGUAUUCCGCUACUUGACCUGCCUCUCAAGCGAGUCGAUAUCUGCGUUACCCAGACCGAAACCUACAAGCCGAAGAAUGAUCUCCUCCGAAGAUACUAUGCACGGUUGAAGAAUUUCACGAAGAAGGCUGACGCUCCGAUGCUUGGGUUGACACUCAACGGCUCCAGAUGCAUAGAAUUUCGCUUCCUUUGA
Messenger RNA from Alternaria ventricosa, 588 nucleotides. RefSeq lists its product as uncharacterized. The record is from RefSeq and is a predicted model, not a curated record. Lineage: Eukaryota; Fungi; Ascomycota; Dothideomycetes; Pleosporales; Pleosporaceae. The coding region runs from base 1 to 588 and encodes 195 amino acids. The transcript has a single exon.